AUGGCGGCUGCUGGUCCCAGCGUCUUCCUACUCAUGGUCAAUGGACAGGUGGAGAGCGCCCAGUUCCCCGAGUAUGAUGACCUUUACUGCAAGUACUGCUUCGUGUAUGGGCAGGACUGGGCCCCUACAGCGGGUCUGGAGGAGGGGAUCUCGCAGAUCACAUCCAAAAGCCUAGAUGUGCGACGAGCGCUGGUGUGGAACUUUCCCAUCAAUGUCACCUUUAAAAGUACCAAUCCUUAUGGCUGGCCACAGAUUGUGCUCAGUGUGUACGGACCGGACGUGUUUGGGAACGACGUAGUCCGAGGCUAUGGGGUGGUACAUGUGCCCUUCUCACCUGGCCGGCACAAAAGGACCAUCCCCAUGUUUGUUCCAGAAUCUACAUCUAAACUACAAAAGUUUACAGGCUGGUUCAUGGGUCGGCGGCCCGAGUAUAUAGAUCCCAAAGUGGUGGCUCAAGGUGAAGGCCGGGAAGUGACCCGAGUCCGCUCCCAGGGCUUCGUCACCCUCCUCUUCAAUGUGGUCACCAAGGACAUGAGGAAGCUGGGCUACGACACCGGGCCUGUGGACUCACAGGGUAUUGUGGGGCCCAGCCCAGCCCAGAAUAUCCUUUGGUGAGGGGUC
Chrysochloris asiatica (Cape golden mole) is the source of this 621-nucleotide messenger RNA. It is a transcript of the gene B9D1, whose product is annotated as B9 protein domain 1. The coding region runs from base 1 to 615 and encodes 204 amino acids. Lineage: Eukaryota; Metazoa; Chordata; Mammalia; Afrosoricida; Chrysochloridae. Gene Ontology annotation, biological process: cilium assembly. Gene Ontology annotation, cellular component: MKS complex. The record is from RefSeq and is a predicted model, not a curated record. The transcript is spliced from 7 exons.